AUGACUGGCAAUAAUGACAACGCAAGUUUGACGGAUAUUAUUGUGACAGACCCUGUCAUCGCUGAACAAAAUGAGCUGAUUGCACAAUUGGUGCAACAAAUCGCCGAAAUGAGAGUUGAGAUACGAAAAAAUCGAGAGUUGUCAAAUCUGGCUAUUGCCGCCAACACCCCGGUUCAAGGCGAGGGAAGGCCUCCAUUCCAUUUCCCUUCUCCAAAUUCAAAUACGGAACAUGUUCAAAACCCACUCUUGAACCCCGCUCAAAAUACCUUCAUUGUUGACCUCACUGCCUCAAAUCCCCAUCAUGCCAUCGCUUCCUACCAAGUGCCACCUCAUCCUCAAAGUACCGGCCCUCCAACCUUCCCUCCCCCACAAAAUACCCACCCUCAAGCUUGUCCCCCCCCACAAAGCCAAAAUGUUAACAAUCCACAAACCUUUUCCCAUGAUCAAAACCAACAUACUAACCGGCAGACAUGUCCCCAAAAUUACCAAGCUCCUCAAAAAACACCUUUCCAAAUCGCAAUCCCAAAUGAACCCUAUGCCAAUGGUUCCGAACUUGAUCACUAUGAGGAACAAGAAAGAGAGUGGAGGGUGAAGGAAGAGACAACCAAAUGGAACAUGAAAGAGGAGAUCAUGAAAGCCAUGAAGGAGUUUCAUUACACUCCGGAUGUUGCAGGAUUAAAUUACGAAGAUUUGUGUAUCCACCCGAAUUUAGACCUUCCCGAGGGGUUCAAAGUGCCAAAAUUUGAUACUUUCGGAGGAAUCGGGAAUCCUUUGGCUCAUCUGAGGGCGUAUUGUGAUCAACUAGUAGGAGUUAGGAAGAACGAGGCUUUGCUAAUGCGGCUCUUUAGCCGAAGUUUAAGCGGGGAGGCUUUGGAAUGGUUCAGCGCCCAAGAAAUAAAACAAUGGUCCAAUUGGAACGCUCUGGCCAAAGAUUUUAUCGAGAGGUUUGCGUACAAUGUGGAGAUCGUUCCCGAUCGUUAUUCUUUGGAGAAAAUCAAACAAAAGUCUGCUGAAAGUUACCGAGAGUACGCCUAUCGUUGGAGGAAAGAGGCUGCCAGAGUGAGACCUCCCAUGACUGAGAAAGAGAUUAUUGAAGUCUUUGUACGCAAUCAAGAGCCUGAGUACUAUGACAGGAUGUUGUUGCUUGUAGGAGCGAAAUUUGCUGAGGUGGUCAAAAUUGGUGAGACCAUCGAAGACGGUCUUAAGACCGGAAGGAUUACCCAUGUGGCCAUCCAAACUGGGCCUUCAGAUUUGUUCAAAAAGAAAAGAGAAGAUGUGUCCUUUAUUUCUCAUGCGCCUGGCAAAAGGUUACAAAGAUCAUCCAAUUUUAGCUCCAGAAAAACCUCACCCACCAGAAUUUAUCCCCCAUCUCCACAAAAUUCCUACCCAAUGUUUUACGUUCAGCCGAGUUAUCAAACUCCGCCUCUUAAUUACCUGCCUCCGCGCUAUCAAAAUGCUCCUCGUGGCUACCAAACUCCACAAUGCCCAAAUUUCCGAACUCCCGCAUCUUUACACCAAAAUCGUCCUAGUUAUCAUCAUGUAUCCCCACCCCCGCAAAAUAACUGUAACCUUACCCAAUCCAAUUUUGAAAAUAGGCCUGCUAGGAUUUUUACUCCUCUAGUGGAAAGUCGAACUAAGCUGUUUGAAAGACUAAGAGAUGCAUGUAUUAUUCAUCCCAUUGCACCUAAAUCGACUGAUACAGGCUCUAGAUUCUUCAGAGCCGACCAAACAUGUGCGUAUCAUUCCAACAGUAUAGGGCAUGAUACUGAAACUUGUGUUAAUUUGAAGCAUAAGAUUCAGGAUCUGAUUGAUCGGGAGGUCGUCACUCUUCAAACCGCUGCUCCCAAUGUUAAUAAUAACCCCUUGCCGAAUCAUGAGGGAUAA
Solanum dulcamara is the source of this 1884-nucleotide messenger RNA. RefSeq lists its product as uncharacterized. The transcript has a single exon. NCBI's taxonomy places the organism in Eukaryota, Viridiplantae, Streptophyta, Magnoliopsida, Solanales, Solanaceae. Bases 1 to 1884 code for a protein of 627 amino acids. The record is from RefSeq and is a predicted model, not a curated record.